GUUUUCGUUAUCAUUCAUCAAAACAUUGAGCCAAUUCUUCACAACUUCCAAAAACGCCUCACCGUUUCAUUCUUCUACCAACCUACGCUCCGCUGUUUUCAAGACCUUUUCGUCUUCGUCGUCAAAUCUAGCUUUUUUCUUCAUCGCUUUGCAUAAUCCAUUCCUUCUUCUCUCUUCUCCAUCUCCUUCCUCCGAUCUUCGUCUCCAAUUCGGAAUCUUCCUAUCACAAUUUCAAGGCUCCUUUAACCCUUGAUCAUCACCGAUUCAAUCAAUUCGGAAUCACAAUUUCAAAUCGAGAGAAUUUCAAUUUCUCUUGUAAAACCCUAAAUUAUGUACAGCAAUUUCAAGGAACAAGCGAUCGAGUACGUGAAGCAAGCGGUUCAUGAAGACAAUGCUGGGAAUUACAAUAAAGCUUUCCCUCUAUACAUGAACGCGCUUGAGUACUUCAAAACUCAUCUCAAGUAUGAGAAGAACCCUAAGAUCAGAGAAGCUAUUACCCAGAAAUUCACCGAGUAUCUCCGUCGUGCUGAGGAGAUCCGUGCUGUUCUCGAUGAAGGUGGAUCGGGUCCAGGAUCUAACGGUGAUGCAGCCGUCGCAACGAGGCCCAAAACUAAGCCUAAAGAUGGAGAAGGUGGUGGUAAAGAUGGAGAAGAUCCUGAACAAUCAAAGCUUCGAGCUGGGUUAAACUCUGCGAUUGUUAGAGAGAAACCUAAUAUCAAGUGGUCAGAUGUUGCUGGGCUUGAAAGUGCUAAACAAGCUCUGCAGGAAGCUGUGAUUUUGCCUGUCAAGUUUCCACAGUUCUUCACUGGAAAGAGACGGCCUUGGAGAGCUUUUCUGUUGUAUGGGCCUCCUGGAACAGGAAAAUCGUAUUUGGCUAAGGCUGUUGCCACUGAAGCUGACUCUACCUUUUUUAGCGUGUCUUCAUCAGACCUUGUCUCGAAGUGGAUGGGUGAAAGUGAGAAGCUAGUAUCAAACCUUUUCGAGAUGGCCCGUGAAAGUGCUCCCUCGAUUAUUUUUGUUGAUGAGAUAGAUUCUUUGUGUGGUACACGUGGAGAAGGAAACGAGAGUGAAGCUUCAAGACGUAUCAAAACAGAGCUUCUAGUGCAGAUGCAGGGUGUUGGACACAAUGAUGAGAAAGUACUUGUACUUGCAGCAACCAAUACACCCUAUGCUCUUGAUCAGGCUAUCCGGCGACGUUUUGACAAGCGUAUCUAUAUUCCUCUCCCAGAGGCCAAGGCUCGGCAGCACAUGUUCAAAGUCCACUUGGGAGAUACACCUCAUAAUUUAACUGAACCUGAUUUUGAAUAUUUAGGCCAAAAGACAGAAGGGUUUUCUGGUUCAGAUGUGUCUGUUUGUGUAAAAGAUGUUCUGUUUGAACCUGUUCGUAAAACACAAGAUGCAAUGUUCUUUUUCAAGUCUCCUGAUGGUACAUGGAUGCCAUGUGGGCCUAGGCACCCUGGUGCCAUCCAGACUACAAUGCAAGAUCUAGCAACAAAAGGGCUUGCCGAAAAGAUUAUUCCACCACCAAUCACCAGAACAGAUUUCGAGAAGGUACUUGCAAGACAAAGGCCAACAGUGAGCAAGUCUGACCUUGAUGUCCACGAGAGAUUCACACAGGAGUUUGGAGAAGAAGGUUGAUAGAUUUGACAUUCCCAUCAAGCAUCUUUCACAAUCAUAUUAUUAUUAGUCUCUUCACCAUCUCCUUAUGUAUGUACUGAGAAGCAAAACAAAAUCUCAAACCCAUGUUUGAUUUCUUCCCAAAACAUUGAAUUUGCUUUAUUUCUCGAAUUGUGUAAAAAAAAAAUGUUCUGAACAAUGUUUUCUAUUUAUUAUGUCACCAAAAGUCUCCACAUGAGCAAACUCCAUCACUGCUAAAGUGAUGAAACCGAUUUGAAUCUCU
Messenger RNA from Arabidopsis thaliana (thale cress), 1900 nucleotides. RefSeq names its product AAA-type ATPase family protein (gene SKD1). Bases 331 to 1638 code for a protein of 435 amino acids. Gene Ontology annotation, cellular component: nucleus; multivesicular body membrane; cytoplasm. Gene Ontology annotation, molecular function: ATP hydrolysis activity; ATP binding. Lineage: Eukaryota; Viridiplantae; Streptophyta; Magnoliopsida; Brassicales; Brassicaceae. The transcript has 8 exons. The record is from RefSeq and is marked reviewed.